AUGGCCUCGCGUAUAGUCCCCAACAUUCUAGAUCCGCUCAGUUCGUCCGCGUUGAACAAACUUCAAGAACCGACCCCUCCACCCAUAAAGAAGCGCAAAAGAGACGACCAAGAGCUAAACGAUGCUGCUGGACAGCUUGCUACCUCUUCCAUCGUCAUAAGAGCUCACUCGGCGUCUUUAUCCGAUGAACCCUUAAUCCUCGAACCAAUUACCGCCCUCCCUCGUACAAGACUACCUCUUUCAUGGCUGGACGACACUCCCGCCUCCAGAUCCGAUGAGCAGCCAGGCGGUCUUUUCACCGCGGACAUCCCCACGCUGGAAGUCGACCUGCGCGCUAAGGCGGAACCAACUGUUCUCAUUGUGCGCCUGAUACCCAAUGGCGGGCUCUACGUUGUUGAGAGGGUGAAGAGGGGCAUAUACUCGCUCUCCAAGCUCGCCCGAUGGGUACACGAAGGUAAUCUCUUAGUUGCGGCCAAGGGGUGGCAUCCAACUGAUGUGGCGGAGGGGGAUGGCAUGUCCGUUGAUGAGACCGCUGCUAUUCCCGAUGGGCUUGACUGGUGGCAGGUGGCCCAGAUCGAUGAACCCCUCUCCGACGUUGAGGCGGGCGAAAAGUCUGCUGGGCUGGACAUUGCGGUUGUCUUUGGUCCGUCUGAGUCUGAGGUCGGGAAUACAGAGGCAUCUUUUGUUGGUGUUGUAGAGCACCGGAGUCAUUCGCUUGCUCCGUCGAGAAGCUUUGAUGCCGCUGAUGGUUCCUCCUUACUUCCUGAAUCUCAGGGCUUAGAGGAAAUCACCACGGCUAUGGAUGUUGAUUGUGUUGAGUCUAAUGUCGUGGAUGUGCAACAGUCGCCCGAGGAGUUGUUGGACGGGAUGAGAGACCACUAUCUACAGGCUCUCUACGUUUCAAAGACCUCUGUAGCAUAUUUUGCGAAGGGCCCGUUGACACGCUGCCGGACUGCUUUCCAGGCCCGUGACUCGGAACAGCCUCAUAACUCGACGGAGCUGAUUGAGUUCUAUCGUGAAGCUAUCCUCGCUACAAAGAAAAUGGACCUCAAAUACAGAGAAACAUUGCCAUCGGUAGUUCGCGAUGCAGCUCUUGCGCUUUCUGAUGAUGGCGCGAAAUCUAAAAAGCGGAAGAGUAAGAAAAAGAAGAUGGGCAAGAAUGGUCUUUAUCCGGAGGAGGAAGAGUUCAUCCACAGGUGGUGGAAAGACAGAAUAUUGAACGGAUCUUCUGUGCAGGAAGCGUCGCGUGAAGCAGAGUCUAAGAAACAGAUUUCAGAUCUCCGACUGCGCGAGACACAAUUGCAGAUCCUGCUGCUUUUGGAGGUCAUGGGAUUGGAAAUGACUAUUGCUUCGGCAGAGAAAAAUAACACUAACAAGGAAAAAGAAGUAAAUGGGGAGCAAAAUACGCCCAAGAAAGCCAAGACUAAGAAGCCUACGGAUUUGAACGUGCUCCUUGAACUCCAUCUCGAUCGGAUGUGCAUUUGGCACGCUGUGACAAUGGAAGAAACAUCUGCCGCUGAUACAGCAAAGGCUUCUUCUUUCAGUAGCAGCCAUCUUUCGGGCAAGAAAGUUGAGAGUGAUGCGGUGCGUGACUUCUGCACGGAAGUCAUCAUUCCAUUCUAUGCUGCACGUCUCCCGGACAAAUGCAAGCUGAUCACCCGCAAAUUCGGCGUAUCUGGCGGUGUCUCCCCAGCUGGGAAGAAGACACAGUCCUCGAGUAAAUCACACCGCGUGGAACCCGGGGCCGAAGUCAAGCGACAACAGCCUGCACCUAAACCCCGCCGAACAUUGCAGCGAGUGCUUACGGACGAUAAAGCGGCAGCGUCUCAUGCUCGGCACCCGGGACUGACUCGGUCAAGCACUGCACCGACCCAACACAAUGCUAAACGUGAUACUGAGCCCUUGCUGCCCGCUGUCCUCAGUGGCAGUGUCCGGGGUGGAAUUCAGAAAGCAAAGCGUACGGAAAACCGCGAGGUUGAUCUAAACGCCGUAGCACGACAGCAUGAGGCCAAAUUGAGGAAGGUCCAAAUGCUGGCCAACCAGAAGAAAGAACUGGAUGCUGCUAUCAAUGCUCUUCGAAAGCCGAACAGAGAGCUCGUCUCCAAGGAUCUAGCAGACGAUGCGUCGAAACGGGUUACAAGCGGCGGGGGUAGUUCGAGAAAGUCAAGAAACCCUGUGCGCAAUCCAUUCGGCGAAGGUGUACAGGUCAUGGCGACCCCUCGAGGCAAUCGAAAGAAGGAUGUGGCGGCCAGGUUCCCCCCGCUCCCUCGGAGUCUAGUCCCAUCCCGGUCAUUCGCUGGUGUGGAAAAUUCUCCCUUCGGCGACUCUCUCGGCGAGUCUCCCAUGAUGAUCCCAUCCUCGAGUCGGCGGGCGAUCUCAUUCUCUGGCGCCGACUCCGACCCUUUCACUAGUGACCAUCCACAUGGUGGACGCAGUCCACGAUCAAGUCAGCCGGACGGGGCUAUCCAAGAAACUCCAACCAGGCCGUCUUCCAGAAUCUUCCAGAGCGAUACCAUAGCUGCCCGACGACCAUCAUCCUCCACUGGCAAGGGUCUGUUCAGGGUUCCCAACCUCCCAACCCCUCGCUCAUCCACACAGCCAAUGGUCCCAGGCUCCCCCAUCCAUUCAUGCCCUAAGAACAUUUCCACGUUCACAGAAACCUUGUCAACAUCAUCUCGACAAUUCGCCCAGUCUCUCAAUCACGCUCACACCUCGGCAAUCAUGGAAACACCACCCAAAAGACAUGCACCACAGAGUGUGUCUACUCCGACUGCUGUGCCAUUUUCUCUAUCGCUUGAUGCCAUGGUCACCGAUAGUCCCUGUGCUCAAUCUACGCCUAUUGUCAUGGGAACCCCCGUCAAAGGCGCCGCAGCUGUGCCUGUAACGCCUGAGAAAUCACAGUCCCGGUCGAUAUAUGAUCAGCUGGGCUGGAAUGAUGAGAUGGAGUUGUGA
This is a messenger RNA of Penicillium coprophilum, 2952 nucleotides long. RefSeq lists its product as uncharacterized. NCBI's taxonomy places the organism in Eukaryota, Fungi, Ascomycota, Eurotiomycetes, Eurotiales, Aspergillaceae. The record is from RefSeq and is a predicted model, not a curated record. Gene Ontology annotation, biological process: DNA replication initiation. The transcript is spliced from 3 exons. Gene Ontology annotation, cellular component: DNA replication preinitiation complex. Bases 1 to 2952 code for a protein of 983 amino acids.